Molecule: messenger RNA, 2226 nt
Organism: Torulaspora delbrueckii
Lineage: Eukaryota; Fungi; Ascomycota; Saccharomycetes; Saccharomycetales; Saccharomycetaceae
Gene: AMD1
Product: AMP deaminase
Exons: 1
Coding region: 1-2226 (741 amino acids)
Biological process (GO): IMP salvage; AMP metabolic process
Cellular component (GO): cytosol
Molecular function (GO): AMP deaminase activity
Source: RefSeq, a predicted model, not a curated record
AUGAAUGUGGAUGAUGCGACCAAGGAAUUGACCGAUCUGUCUCUUGAGCCGGCUCCAUCUUACGAUGCUCCGGUGUACGACCAAAGUGGUGAAGAUCUGGUUGAACAUGGGGCAGAAAACGGUUCUGGGAUGCAGGAUGCCCAUUUCUCUUACCGGGAGAGUAAGCAGUUAUUUGACAGCGGAUCUAAACAAAUUGCAGUGGAUGAUCGGUUGGCUCCAUCGUCAAUUAUGGACCAGCCAACUUCGAUGCAGAGGGAGGAGAAGAAAGAGCCAGGGAGGCAGGAAUCUUACAAGAUGAGGUCACUUCCAGAUAGUGCUGCUCAGCAGUUUACCGAUGUUCCUUCGCCCGAAUUGGUUGGAUUGUACAAGAACGUAGCCGAAUGCCGUAAUUUGAGGGCCAAGUAUCAGGGCUUGUCAAUGCAAAGAAGUGAUCAGAAUCCAAAGAAUAAGCCAGGCUGGGUGAUCUAUCCUCAUCCUCCAAAACCUACUUAUGAUGCGGCCACAAAGACUGUGGUCAAAGUAGAGAACAAGCCAGAUUCUGAGGUGUUUGAUCUAUCGCAGUGCGAUAUACCGGGUGAGGAUAGCGAGUGGGAUUUUGGUAUCAAUGAGGAUGAUUCGUAUGCGGUUCAUCGCGCGGGUGCCCUAGACCAAGUUAUUGCUGAUAUACCAAGUUUACGUGACUACUAUUUGGAUCUGGACAAGCUGGUGUCGAUCUCGUCAGAUGGUCCUGCCAAGUCAUUUGCCUUCAGAAGAUUGCAGUAUCUGGAGGCUCGUUGGAACUUGUACUACCUGCUGAAUGAGUACCAGGAGACCAGUGUCUCUAAGAGGAACCCACAUAGGGAUUUUUACAAUGUUAGAAAAGUGGAUACCCACGUUCACCAUUCGGCGUGUAUGAACCAAAAGCACUUGUUGCGGUUCAUCAAGCACAAGUUGAAACAUUGUAGUGAUGAAAAGGUCAUUUUCAGAGAUGAUCAGGUGUUGACUUUGAACGAGGUGUUCAAAUCUUUAAAUCUGUCUGGGUACGAUUUAUCUAUUGAUACUUUGGAUAUGCAUGCACAUAAGGAUACUUUCCACAGAUUCGAUAAGUUCAACUUGAAAUACAACCCAAUAGGUGAAUCUCGUCUGAGAGAGAUCUUCCUUAAGACUGACAACUACAUUAAGGGAUCUUACCUAGCGCAGAUUACUAAACAAGUUAUUUCAGACUUGGAAAACUCCAAGUAUCAGAACUGCGAAUAUAGAAUUUCUGUUUACGGGAGAUCUAUUGAUGAAUGGGACAAGCUUGCUAAUUGGGUGAUUGACAACAAGAUUUUCUCUCACAACGUCCGUUGGUUGGUUCAAAUUCCGCGUCUUUAUGAUAUCUAUAAGAAGACAGGUACAGUCAAUACUUUUCAGGAUAUCAUAACCAACCUUUUCAAACCGUUAUUUGAAGUCACUAAGAAUCCACAAUCUCAUCCCAAGUUACAUGUCUUUUUGCAAAGGGUUAUUGGCUUUGACUCCGUCGAUGACGAAUCCAAGGUCGACCGUCGUUUCCACAGAAAAUACCCAAAGCCUUCAUUGUGGGAGGCUCCACAAAAUCCACCAUAUUCUUAUUACUUAUACUACCUGUACUCAAAUUUGGCUGCUUUAAACCAAUGGAGAGCCAAACGUGGGUUCAAUACUUUGGUCUUAAGGCCUCAUUGUGGUGAAGCUGGUGAUCCGGAACAUCUGGUGUCAGCAUAUUUGCUCGCUCAAAGUAUAUCCCAUGGUAUUCUAUUAAGGAAAGUUCCAUUCGUUCAGUAUUUGUACUACUUGGAUCAAAUUGGGAUUGCUAUGUCACCGUUAUCGAACAAUGCUUUGUUUUUGACAUAUGACAAGAACCCAUUCCCUAGAUAUUUCAAGAGAGGUUUGAACGUUUCACUCUCCACAGAUGAUCCCUUACAGUUCUCAUACACAAGGGAGCCUUUGAUUGAAGAGUAUUCAGUGGCUGCACAAAUAUACAAGCUGUCAAACGUGGAUAUGUGUGAAUUAGCCAAGAAUUCAGUGUUACAAAGUGGAUGGGAGGCUUCGAUCAAGGCCCAUUGGAUCGGAAAGAACUUCGAAGAUGACGGAGUCGAAGGAAAUGAUGUUGGAAGAACAAACGUUCCCAACAUUAGGGUUAACUAUAGAUGGGACACCUUAUCUACGGAACUUGACCUUGUCAAUCAUUUUGCAACUUUCAAAGGUACCGAAAACGGCUGUCAAGCUUGA